Molecule: messenger RNA, 1241 nt
Organism: Emiliania huxleyi CCMP1516
Lineage: Eukaryota; Haptophyta; Isochrysidales; Noelaerhabdaceae
Exons: 3
Coding region: 20-1072 (350 amino acids)
Molecular function (GO): D-cysteine desulfhydrase activity
Source: RefSeq, a predicted model, not a curated record
CCGCCGCCGGUCGCUCACGAUGUCGCUCCCCACCACCAACUCGCCUGACACCACGCUCGACAGCCUCGGCAGCGCCGCCGCCCGCGCCACGCUCCGGGCGCAUCCCAGCCGCGGCUACGUCCAGAUCGAGCCGCCGGUCGAGCCGAUGCCGCGGCUUUCCAAGGAGCUUGGCGGUGCGGUGGAGCUCUUUGUCAAGCGGGACGACCUCCUGCCGCUGGCGGGCGGCGGCUCCAAGACGCGCAAGCUCGACUACCUCGUCCAGCAGGCGCUCGACAGCGGCGCCGACACCCUCGUCACCUGCGGCGCUGUCCAGAGCAACCACUGCCGCCUGACCGCCUCUGCGGCCGCGCGCGAGGGCCUCGGCUGCCACCUCGUGCUCGAGGAGAGGGUGGCCGGCAGCUACAGCCCCGAGGCGGGAGGGAACAACUACGUCUUCGGGCUGCUCGGCGCAAAGACGCAGGUCGUCCCGCUCGGCGGAGUCGACGCCGCCGUCGCCGCGCUGAUGGAAGAGCUCAAGGCGGCGGGCGCCACGCCCUACUACAUCCCCGGCGGAGGGUCCAACGCUCUGGGGGCACUCGGCUACGCGCGCGCCGCCAUCUCAGUCGUCGAGGAGGCGCGCAAGGCGGGCCGCCCCUUCGACGCGGUCGUGCUCUGCUCCGGCUCGGGAGGCACCCAUGCCGGGAUGCUCACCGGCAUGCGCGCCUGCGGCGACCAGACGAAGGUGUAUGGCGUCUCUGUCCGCUUCGACGCCGCGAAGCAGAAGAGCCGGAUCGAGGCGCAGUACAAGGAGUGCGCGAAGCUGUUUGGCAACGAGGCGCCCGAGGAGGACGUGGUGAUCAUCGACUCGCAGGUGGGCCCCGGCUACUCGCUGCCGACGCCGGAGAUGCGAUCCGCCGUCGAGGCCUUCGCCAAGCUCGAGGGCAUCCUGCUCGACCCCGUCUACACGGGCAAGGGCGCCGCCGGCCUGCUGCAGCUCGUGCGGGAGGGCGCCUUCCAGCCGGGGGCGCGGGUCCUCUUCUUGCACACGGGAGGGGCGCCGUCCCUCUUCCACUACCAGCCCGUCCCCGAGUGACGCCGCCGCCGCCCGCUUCGACCGGCGCGAGGUCAUUGGACCAGGCUUUUGCUGUCGCUGAGCUGUCGGAAGAGUCCCACCACGCGGGAGUGAGGAUGUGUGAGUUGCGCCAUAUGUCCGGCCGGCGUGUCCCGGGUGUGCAUGCAUGCGCAUAUAUUAUUUUUUAUGA